CCGUGUCUCUGGUUCACAUGCCGCCCUGUCUCUGAAGCGCAUAAAUAAUCCCCAAAUUCCAUCUCCUCCUUCACUAAUUCGUCCUCCGCCUCCGCCAAUUUCAAGAUCCAGACGCCUCCGCCGAUGGCGCAACCGCAAACGCAAGCUCGGGUUCUGGUGUUUCCUUAUCCGACGGUGGGGCACAUAAAGCCGUUCUUAUCUCUGGCAGAGCUGCUCGCCGACGGCGGCCUGGACGUGGUCUUCCUCAGCACAGAGUACAACCACCGCCGGAUCCCCAAUCUGGAAGCCCUAGCCUCCCGCUUCCCCACGCUUCAUUUCGACACCAUUCCCGACGGCCUCCCCAUCGACAAGCCGCGCGUCAUAAUCGGCGGCGAACUGUACACCUCCAUGCGCGACGGAGUCAAACAGCGGCUCCGGCAAGUGCUUCAGUCUUACAACGACGGUUCUUCCCCGAUCACGUGCGUCAUCUGUGACGUGAUGUUGUCUGGUCCGAUUGAAGCGGCKGAGGAAUUAGGGAUUCCGGUGGUCACCUUCUGUCCGUACAGUGCUCGAUACUUGUGCGCUCACUUUGUAAUGCCGAAGCUGAUUGAAGAAGGCCAAAUUCCGUUCACUGAUGGAAAUCUUGCCGGAGAGAUUCAGGGGGUGCCUUUGUUUGGAGGUCUUCUUCGACGAGAUCAUUUACCUGGUUUCUGGUUUGUGAAAUCACUUUCGGAUGAAGUUUGGUCGCAUGCCUUCCUUAAUCAGACCCUUGCAGUUGGUCGAACCUCUGCUCUCAUAAUCAACACAUUGGACGAACUCGAAGCUCCAUUUUUGGCCCAUCUCUCCUCCACUUUCGACAAAAUCUACCCCAUUGGACCYCUCGACGCUCUCUCCAAGUCAAGGCUCGGCGAUUCCUCCUCCUCCUCCACGGUCCUCACCGCAUUCUGGAAAGAGGACCAAGCCUGCAUGUCCUGGCUCGACUCUCAGCCCCCCAAAUCCGUGAUCUUCGUCAGUUUCGGGAGUACCAUGAGGAUGACAGCUGAUAAAUUGGUGGAGUUCUGGCACGGGCUGGUGAAUAGCGGCACACGCUUCCUGUGCGUGUUGAGAUCAGACAUCGUUGAAGGCGGAGGAGCGGCGGAUUUGAUCAAACAAGUGGGAGAAACAGGGAAUGGGAUUGUGGUGGAGUGGGCAGCGCAAGAGAAGGUGUUGGCGCACCGUGCGGUGGGUGGGUUUUUGACGCACUGCGGUUGGAACUCCACCAUGGAGAGCAUUGCGGCGGGAGUACCCAUGAUGUGCUGGCAGAUUUAUGGCGACCAAAUGAUCAAUGCUACUUGGAUCGGAAAAGUGUGGAAAAUUGGGAUCGAAAGGGAUGAUAAAUGGGACAGGUCAACGGUAGAGAAGAUGAUCAAAGAAUUGAUGGAAGGGGAAAAGGGAGCGGAAAUCCAACGAUCCAUGGAGAAGUUUUCAAAAUUGGCAAACGAUAAGGUUGUCAAAGGUGGGACGUCUUUUGAAAACUUGGAACUUAUCGUGGAAUACCUCAAAAAGUUGAAACCAUCCAAUUGAAUGUAGAAGAAGUGGUUGAGUUGGGUUUGAUUGAAGUUGAUCUUUUUGUGGUAUGAAUCGUAAAAUUCUAAUAAAAAUCUAAAUAUUGUAUGAUUUCAUUCCAUCAUGGAAAUAAUUAUUUUUCGUUAUAAUAAAUUAUUAUUAUUAGGUUAAA
Messenger RNA from Momordica charantia (bitter melon), 1696 nucleotides. Its product is annotated as mogroside I-A1 synthase. Gene Ontology annotation, molecular function: quercetin 7-O-glucosyltransferase activity; quercetin 3-O-glucosyltransferase activity. The record is from RefSeq and is a predicted model, not a curated record. NCBI's taxonomy places the organism in Eukaryota, Viridiplantae, Streptophyta, Magnoliopsida, Cucurbitales, Cucurbitaceae.